Molecule: messenger RNA, 1567 nt
Organism: Vigna unguiculata (cowpea)
Lineage: Eukaryota; Viridiplantae; Streptophyta; Magnoliopsida; Fabales; Fabaceae
Source: RefSeq, a predicted model, not a curated record
AUGGUUCAUUUGAUUGUGCAUUUGGUGGAAGAUGCGAAGAUUGGAGCACCUGUCCAAUAUAGGUGGAUGUAUCCCAUUAAGAGAUAUUUGGGAAAAUUGAAGUCUUAUGUGCGUAACAAGGCUCAACAAGAAGGCUCAAUAGCUGAAGGCUGUCUAGCUAAAGAGUCCUUAACCUUUUGUUCUAGAUAUUUAGAUGGAAUUGAGACUAUAUUUAAUCGAAUAAGGCGUGUUGAUGACGAACUCGACACCAUGGCAUCUAGUGUAAGUGAAUUCCUAAUGAUGAAGAAAAUAUACAUGAAGAAGACUAAUGACAAAGUUUCAGCCCCUACCCAAAAUAGAAGUGGCCAACCAUCGUCUAUAAUGUGUCCACCUGCGCCUCAUCCAUCUUGCCCAACACGUCACAUGAAUUCCCAUCCUAUAGAGAAUAAUAAUGAGCAACCUCCACCCCCACCUCACAUGAAUUCAAUGCUUUCAACAUCUAAAUCUAAAUGUUUGAAGAAGAGGUUGUUCUCCACUACCAAGACCAAUUCCGCGCAUGAAUUUGAAUUUGAAUUUAAUAAUCAACCUAGAAAUGAGUUUGUGCAUGAUUCUACAUCUGAAUCAACACCAAGGUUACACUCUGAUAGUGAAGGGGCAGAAAAUGUGGAUAUUGAGAUGCAAAGUAAUCAAUCAAAGCAUGUAUCACGUAAAAGGUCACGGCUUGUUGAUGUCAUUGAUGAUGAAGGCACACAAGUUAGAAAACAAUUAACAUUGAAUGAUGUUUGGUUUUUAUCUCCCAAUGAAAGGAUUCUUGUGAAAUGGAAUAGUGACAACCAACUAAUUGAUGAUAGUGGACCAUUGUUGAAUAGGUUUUUAAGUCGUGUUGCAAGAAAUGUUAAUGCCUUUCCAAUCAACUAUCAAAGUUGGAGGAAGAUUCCCAAUGAUUACAAAGAAGAUAUACUUAAGAAAAUCAUUCAAGCUAAGUUUCUAGUGGAAUCUAAUGCUCAUGUGACAUAUAUCUUGAAAUCACUUAACAUAAAAUGGAGUGAGUAUAGACAACAACUAUGGCAACAAAGAGAUGAUGGAACACGUAAUACAGAUGAAAUCAUUACAAUGUGUCCAGAAGGAAUGAAUAGAGACCAAUGGGCUUCUUUUGUUGACUACCGUUUAAAUUCAAGGACAAAGGAGCAAGAGCUUAGUCGCAAAGUUAGUAGGGGAGAAGUUUGGAUAGCAACACACAAACAUGCUAAUGAGCAAUUUGUGAAUGAUGGAGCAAGAGAGAUUGGAGAAAAAAUUAAAGCAUAUGAGACAAAUACAUCUUCCCUUUCACAAGAUAUAUCAAUUGAAGAUUCACUAGCUCAUGUUUUGGGAAGUAAAGAACAUUGUGGUCGUGUCCGAGGAAUGGGAUUGGGACCUUGCCCUUCUCGUGUGUUUGGAUAUACUACGAAUUUUCAUUUUGGGACAUCCUUAUCUUGUCCUUCUUAUUCAGAAUUGCAAAAUCAAGUUAUUGAACAUUCAUUUUCAUGUGUAGCAAUAUGAUGUUGUUUGCUUUGGAUUGUCAUGCCAAGGUUGUAAAUGUUGUUGUGUU